AUGAAUCUCCCCGGCGAGAUCGAGGAAUUCCUCUCUCGCUUCCUGGGCUACGAAGGAUUCCGGUUCCAUCUGCGACGUUACCUGCUUUUCGCCACGCUCUUCGCGCUGAUCGUCGUCGGCUACGUCUCAUCCGUCGCGCAUCACAGCGCGAAUCUCACCGCCAGAUACGGCUACGACCCCGACGCUCCGCAAAUCGCGCCGCUAGUAGCGGAGGAUGACGCGAAAAGCGACAGUAUUUCACAAGACGACAAGAUGGGGAAAACCGAGGAGGAAGAAAGACCGGAGGAGGAAUCCGUUAAAGAAAAUCCCGAAACCGCAGGAUCGGAAUUGGCUUCUGAGUCGGAUCAAAAGUCAACUCGGGAAGAGGAAUCCGGUAAAGAGGAGCCCGAACAAGCAGGAUCGGGAGCGAAAGGUUGGGCAGGGAAAGAGGUGGGGACAGCGGGGGAAGCGCGGAUGGGGUCAGAGGCCGGGGAAGAGGCUCAGGACGGAGAAGGGGGGAGAGCGGAGAAGGUGGAAAGCGUGGCGGAAGGGGGAAGGCCGGAGUCGGGGGCAAGGGACACAGAAGGGGAAGGCGGACGGAAAGGGGAAGGAACAGAGGACGGAAAAAGGGAAAUAAAAGGGGAAGGGAAAGGAGGAGGGGAGGCAACGGCAGCACUAUCAGGAUCAUCAUCAGCAGCAGAAGGUGGGAAGCCGAGGAGGGGUGCUGAGAAGGACAGGUGUGCGGUGGAGCAGGGCACGUGGAACAAGGACAGCACGUACCCGUUAUACGCCUCCACGUGUCCUUAUAUCGAGUCCCGGUUUGCCUGCACUGGACGGCCCUCCUUCGACCUGGCCCAGUACCGCUGGCAGCCUGCUGGGUGCCUGCUGCCCCGCUUCGAUGCGGGGAAGCUUCUCAGCAGCUUCCGGGACAAGCAUGUUGUUUUUGCAGGCGAUGCUGUGGCAAAGCAGGUGGGCUGA
Messenger RNA from Closterium sp. Yama58-4, 957 nucleotides. NCBI's taxonomy places the organism in Eukaryota, Viridiplantae, Streptophyta, Zygnematophyceae, Desmidiales, Closteriaceae. The record is from the annotation of a GenBank genome assembly.